Messenger RNA from Lucilia cuprina (Australian sheep blowfly), 922 nucleotides. RefSeq names its product farnesol dehydrogenase-like. Bases 105 to 851 code for a protein of 248 amino acids. Gene Ontology annotation, molecular function: oxidoreductase activity. The record is from RefSeq and is a predicted model, not a curated record. The transcript has 2 exons. NCBI's taxonomy places the organism in Eukaryota, Metazoa, Arthropoda, Insecta, Diptera, Calliphoridae.
UAGAAAUGUUAUUAGUCUAGUAAAAACCUUUAAACCAAACAAACGUGAUAGUAAAUUGCAAUAUUUUUAUUAAAUAUUAAACAAAAAAAGACAUAAUAUAUAAUAUGGAACGUUGGCAAAAUAAAAUCGCUGUGGUAACAGGUGCCAGUUCGGGUAUUGGGGUAGCCAUUGUAAAAGAUCUUCUUAAAAAUGGCUUGCAAGUAGUGGGUUUAGCUAGACGUGUAGAACGUGUUGAGGAUAUUAAAAAGGAAUUGUCCAAAAAUUUGCAAACAAAAUUGACAGCUUUGAAAUGCGAUGUUUCCAGCUUAAAAUCGGUAAAUGAGACAUUUGAUAAAAUUGUCUCGCAUUUUGGUGGUAUAGAUAUUUUAGUAAAUAAUGCUGGUUGCCUGAAACUGGGAAAAUUAUCCACCAUGAAUGUGGCUGAUGUGGAACAAGUGUUGCAAACAAAUGUCAUGGGUGUCGUCUAUUGUACUCAGCGUGCAUUCAAAUCUAUGAAAGAACGUAAUUUUAAUGGUCAUGUUGUGCUUAUCAAUAGUAUAGCUGGUCAUAAAGUUAUAAGUGGUGUUCAAAUACCGGAAUACAAUAUUUAUCCGGCAAGUAAAUUUGCCAUAACUGCUAUUACGGAAAUCUAUAGACAGGAGUUUAAAGGAUUGGGUACAAAGAUUAAAGUUACUAGCAUUAGUCCUGGUGCUGUGGAUACUGAAAUUCUUAAUGAUGAUAUUAAAACUGCUUUAGAUGGUACGAUACUUAAAGCAGAGGAUGUUUCGUCGGGUGUUUUGUAUGCCAUUUCUACGCCACCUCAUGUACAAAUUCAUGAAAUGAUUAUUAAGCCAGUUGGAGAAAGUUUUUAAGUGAAUUUUAUUUGUUAAAUAAUAUAAAAAUAUUUUAAUAUAAUAAUAUUAUUGUUUUUAUACAAACGAAA